Thelazia callipaeda (thelaziosis nematode) is the source of this 615-nucleotide messenger RNA. NCBI's taxonomy places the organism in Eukaryota, Metazoa, Nematoda, Chromadorea, Rhabditida, Thelaziidae. The record is from the annotation of a GenBank genome assembly.
AUGACAAGUGUAUGGCGACGAAUACAACAGUCGAAUAAGAAAUCAGCUAAAUAUCGUUUCACCAUCACGCCACAAGAAUUAUUAAUAUUAUGUUCUUCAAAAUGGCAUCCUCAAUUUGUCUGUAUAACUUGCAUGCACAGAAGACGUAAAGUAGAAGGACGAGUACGGCGCUGGGAGGGUAGCAUUAGCGAUCCAUGUCGUGGUUUAAUCGUCUGGCCAUCGCAGACACCGGACCCGUUACUUUUCGACACAACUCUUUAUUGUGAAGAUGAAUUGACUCAUCAAUUUAAGGACAAGGAAUGGAUUUUAUUAGUUGAAGAGUGUACUAGGAAAGGCAAACGCAAAGCAAUUGCCGCUGUUAAUUUAAAUAUGUCUCUUUUUGUUCAAAGUGUAGAAACAGUGGCUGAGCUAAAAUUGAAAUUGCGACCAUUGUGGCCAGAAUUACUGCAGUGCUCAAUGCAAAUUUUGAUAUCAUCAGUACUUAUCAGCAGUGAAGAGAUGAAUAAUAUUGAUAUAAAAAGUGAAGUGUCAAGUAUCAGCGGUGGACAUGGAGUUAGUAUCGCAGCUGAUGCUGUGGAAAGUGAACAGCAUACAAGUAAUGUCAGAGUAGGUUAG